GCGGGGCGAAAGCCGGACUGGGCGGAGAGGCAGCUGCACGCAUGCGCGGGAGAGAACUGAGGGACGGGCGCGGCGGCCCAUCUGGCUUGAGCUAUUUGGGACAAGAUGCAGGACCCCAACGCAGAUACUGAGUGGAAUGACAUCUUACGCAAAAAGGGCAUCUUGCCCUCGAAAGAAAGUUUGAAUGAACUGGAAAAGGAGGCAGAAGAGGAAGAGCAGCGAGUCCUUCAGCAGUCAGUUGUGAAAACAUAUGAAGAUAUGACUCUGGAAGAAUUGGAGGAUAAUGAAGAUGAAUUUAACGAGGAAGAUGAACGAGCUAUUGAAAUGUACAGGCAGCAGAGACUGGCCGAGUGGAAAGCAACUAAACUGAGAAACAAAUUUGGAGAAGUUUUGGAGAUCUCAGGAAAGGAUUAUGUUCAGGAAGUUACCAAAGCUGGGAAGGGCUUGUGGGUGAUCUUGCACCUUUACAAACAAGGGAUUCCCCUCUGUGCCCUGAUAAACCAGCACUUCAGUGGACUUGCCAGGAAGUUUCCUGAUGUCAAGUUUAUCAAAGCCAUUUCAACCACCUGCAUACCCAAUUAUCCUGACAGGAAUCUGCCCACAGUAUUCGUUUACCUUGAAGGGGAUAUCAAGGCUCAGUUUAUUGGACCGCUAGUGUUUGGUGGCAUGAACCUGACGAUAGACGAGUUGGAGUGGAAAUUGUCUGAGUCUGGAGCAAUCAAGACAAACCUGGAGGAAAACCCUAGGAAACCAAUUGAAGACGCCUUGCUGUCCUCGGUGCGGAGCUCCGCCCCCUUGAGCAGGGGCAGCGAUUCGGAGGAGGACUGAGGCUGCGCGGUUACAGGCUGAACUUCUCCAUGUGACAGAUCAUCUGGAUUUUUUAAAAAGGAAAUAUCCUUUGGUUUUUAGUCUUUUAUAAUUAUGUUUCAAAUCUCAUAGAACUCAGAAAUAAUCAUUGCUGGGCAUCCUGUUGAGUUUCUUAGAACUC
Messenger RNA from Molossus molossus (Pallas's mastiff bat), 988 nucleotides. RefSeq names its product phosducin like 3 (gene PDCL3). The record is from RefSeq and is a predicted model, not a curated record. NCBI's taxonomy places the organism in Eukaryota, Metazoa, Chordata, Mammalia, Chiroptera, Molossidae. Gene Ontology annotation, cellular component: cytoplasm. The coding region runs from base 106 to 828 and encodes 240 amino acids. The transcript has 6 exons. Gene Ontology annotation, biological process: protein folding; positive regulation of gene expression; angiogenesis.